Messenger RNA from Emiliania huxleyi CCMP1516, 393 nucleotides. RefSeq lists its product as hypothetical. NCBI's taxonomy places the organism in Eukaryota, Haptophyta, Isochrysidales, Noelaerhabdaceae. The annotation marks the transcript as partial. The transcript has 2 exons. The record is from RefSeq and is a predicted model, not a curated record.
AGUAUUGCCAGGAUGACUAGUGAGCUCAGUGAUCUGGGCACGGCCUCGCCAAGCAACGGAACAGGCGACGGAACAGGCGACGUCUUCGUGUGGCGUGCGUGCGUUUUUGGGCCCCAAGGCACCUCGCACGAUGGCGGCAUCUUCUAUGCAAGGCUCUGCUUCCCCGACAAUUACCCGUGGAAACCACCCGCCGUCAGUUUUACGCCGCCUCUGCCAUUCCAUCCGAACGUUGACGCAUUUGGACGCUGGACUUGUCCGGACCGGCUAGACGGCUGGAAUCCAUCGUGGAACGUCGUCAACGUGCUAAAGUGCUUGCAGGCCAUGCUGGCCACCCCACAACCUGCUUUCAGUGUCAACCCCGACGCAUGCGGCGCAGAGCGAUCUCGCAGACUC